This is a messenger RNA of Engraulis encrasicolus (European anchovy), 829 nucleotides long. RefSeq names its product histone H1-like. Gene Ontology annotation, biological process: nucleosome assembly. The record is from RefSeq and is a predicted model, not a curated record. Gene Ontology annotation, cellular component: nucleosome. Gene Ontology annotation, molecular function: DNA binding; structural constituent of chromatin. The transcript has a single exon. Bases 56 to 607 code for a protein of 183 amino acids. Lineage: Eukaryota; Metazoa; Chordata; Actinopteri; Clupeiformes; Engraulidae.
CGCUGCCACCCACUCAUACUGCCAUCCUCAAGACGCGCCUGCCACUUGAGCAACCAUGUCAGGAGUACCCCCACCCGCGGCUGCCCCCGCACCCAAACCCGCCAAGAGGCGAUCCUCAAAGGCGAAGAAAACUGGACCCACCGUGUCCGACCAAAUCCUCAAGGUCGUCGCCGCAUCCAAGCAGCGCGGUGGCGUUUCUCUCGUCGCCUUGAAGAAGGGCCUUGCUGCCAGCGGCUAUGAUGUGGCCAAGAACAACGCGCGCGUAAAGCUCGCCGUGCGACGCCUGGUCAGCAAUGGAGGACUCCUUCAGACCAAAGGCACCGGUGCCUCCGGAUCAUUUAAGAUUGGCAAAAGACCCGUGGCCAAGAAGAAGAAGACUGUUAAGAAGAAGGUCAAGAAGCCCAAGAAGCCCAAGGCCAAGAGGGCUAAAAGGGCCAAGAAGGCCACAGGAGCGAAGGCUGCAACUUCACCAAAGAGGAAAGCCAAGAAGAAGAAGGCAAAGAGGCCAAAGAAGGCAGCUGCUGCAAAGAAGCCAAAGAGUCCCCGCAAGGCCAAGCGCAGGGUGUCCAGAGGGAAGUCCAAGAGGGCGGCAGCCAAGAAGCAGUAAACUCCUGGUCCACCGGGACUCUCUUCACAGCUGACGCAGAGGGGCAUAUUGUGCUUUGUCCAUAAGUGCAUUACUGAAUUUUGUCCAAGAGUACAUUGUUCCGAUUUUUGCUUCAAAUGAAGCACUUGGACUUGUUGCUUGCUUUUAUAUCUUUUCACGCAUUCUGUGAAAUUUUGUAUCACAGGAUCUUGCUUGUAAAAUAAACCUAUUCCUUUUCACAAA